AUGGCUGGCUUAGACUUGGGCUUUGCUUCUCACUUUGUUAAUCAAUUUCAGCACCCUUCCGUCGAUCUCCGCCUGCAGCGGCGGCCGGAUGCCGACGAAGGUUACGGCCAGUUUCACGACGGUGAUGAAGACCACAACAUCUCACAACAACCCAACUCCGGCGGAGAAAUUAUGGGUCGCCGCCCGAGAGGCCGACCGCCCGGUUCGAAAAAUAAACCGAAGCCACCGGUUAUUAGUACCAGAGAAAGCGUUAACACCCUUCAAGCCCACGUCCUGGAAGUCAACACUGGUUGCAAUGUGUUUGACUCGAUCGCCACGUAUGCUCGGAAAUGCCAACGUGGCAUCUGUAUCCUGAGCGGUACUGGCACCGUCACUAAUAUUACCUUGCGACAACCUGCGACCGGUAGCGCCGUUAUCACACUCUCCGACAGGUUUGAGAUAUUAUCUUUGUGGGGUUUGUUUUUGCCUCCGCCGGGGGCGACGAGUUUGAGUAUCUUUCUCUCCGGAGGGAAAGGGCAGGUUAUCGGAGGGAAGGUUGUUGGCUCUUUGAUUGCGUACGGACCGGUGAUUGUCAUCGCUUCGUCGUUUACCAAUGUUGGUUAUGAGAGGCUGCCGUUGGACGACGGCGGCGGCGGCAGGGACCCGUCGGGUGGGUUGCCAUUCUUGAAUAUGCCGUUGAACACGUCGGGGAAUGAAGAACAGCUGCCGGUGGACGGAUGGCGCGGUGGGAGAGCAUCUUAUUAAGCUUCAAGAUUGGGGAAAAAAAGGUUAGGGAAAUUGAUAUAAUAAUUGUUUAGAUUAAUGCUAAUUUUAUUGCGUUUGUGGUUUAAAGAUCAUUAGA
Messenger RNA from Cucurbita maxima (winter squash), 841 nucleotides. RefSeq names its product AT-hook motif nuclear-localized protein 23-like. The transcript is spliced from 2 exons. The coding region runs from base 1 to 744 and encodes 247 amino acids. Gene Ontology annotation, molecular function: DNA-binding transcription factor activity; minor groove of adenine-thymine-rich DNA binding. Lineage: Eukaryota; Viridiplantae; Streptophyta; Magnoliopsida; Cucurbitales; Cucurbitaceae. The record is from RefSeq and is a predicted model, not a curated record. Gene Ontology annotation, cellular component: nucleus.